UGCAGCGAAGCAACUAAGUAGUAGGACAGGACAGGACAGACACUCCCACAAAAUAAAAUUAAAACUGCAAUUGCAAAAUUGCGUCAUUUGUGCUCUUCCAUCCUCCACCGAUAUGUUUUAAUGGACAUAUAGAGAUUGGUGGGAUGAGUUGCUUCACCGUUUGCUGUAGGCAAAAAAUAUCUUCACCUAAGAAGCGAACAACAGAUAUAAACGAAGAAAUUUUUUCAAGCGUUGAAGAUGCUAAGCUGUACAGUUACAGAGAAUUACAAAUAGCUACUCAAAGUUUUAAUGAGUCUAACAAGAUUGGCGAAGGCGGCUUUGGUUUGGUCUACAAGGGAAGGCUAAAAGACGGCUCUUUAGUGGCUAUAAAGGUUCUCUCUGCCCAGUCAGAGCAAGGCGUGAAGGAAUUUUUGAAUGAGAUAGUCUCGAUAUCAGGAGUCGAACAUGAAAACCUCGUCAAGUUGUACGGUUGCUGCACGGAAGGGGGCCACAGAAUCUUGGUAUACGGCUAUCUCGAAAAUAAUAGCCUUGCUCGAACUCUUCUAGGAGGACGAGCCAGCCGUGUUCAGUUCACGUGGAAAAUACGGUCUCAGAUCUGCAUAGGGGUGGCACAAGGACUCGCCUUCCUUCAUGAGGAAGUCCGGCCUCAUAUCAUUCACAGAGAUAUAAAAGCAAGCAAUGUACUCCUUGACAAAGAUUUCAAGGCAAAGAUUUCAGAUUUCGGUUUGGCGAAGCUUUUCCCGACCAACGCGACGCACAUCAGCACACGUGUUGCUGGGACACAUGGUUAUUUAGCCCCAGAAUAUGCGAUUCGUGGAAAGCUGACACGGAAAGCAGACGUGUACAGCUUUGGCGUUCUCCUAAUGGAAAUCGUCAGCGGAAGGAGCCACAGAGACAAGAGAUUACCAGCCGGAGCACAAAAUCUCCUUGAAAUGGCGUGGACUCUAUACGAGAAGGGCCUGCUGUCCGAGCUGGUCGAUUCAUCGGUGGAGGGGGAGGCCAACAUUGACGAGGCUUGCAGAUAUCUCAAGAUCGGGUUUCUAUGCACCCAAGUGAUGCCCAAAACGCGCCCCGCCAUGUCUGAGGUCGCGAAAAUGUUGAAAGGCGAGAUAGAUGUGGACGAUGAGAACAUCACGAAGCCGGCCCUAGUGACGCAGCUGCUGGGUCUGACGAGCUCGAGCUACGAACCACACGGAUCAUCGUCAGGCUGGGGAACACCAGAUGGGUCUUCUCCAUUACAAGUUACAAAUGUGUCGCAUGGUACCAUGACUUUCAGUUCAAUAUAUGAUCGGAGUAAUUAAGCAGAGACAAUGUUUAGUGAUAUGGCAAAUUUUUGUUGGGCUUUUUUUGUGAGUGAAAAUCUUUGUAUUAAAGUGAUAAUAGUAUAUUUCAGUCUACUUCAAAAUGUCAAUUUAGAAAAUUUCGAAUUGCA
Salvia hispanica is the source of this 1432-nucleotide messenger RNA. RefSeq names its product cold-responsive protein kinase 1-like. Gene Ontology annotation, biological process: protein phosphorylation. NCBI's taxonomy places the organism in Eukaryota, Viridiplantae, Streptophyta, Magnoliopsida, Lamiales, Lamiaceae. The record is from RefSeq and is a predicted model, not a curated record. Gene Ontology annotation, molecular function: ATP binding; protein kinase activity.